CUCCUCCUCUCUCCUCUCGCUUCCAUCCAGACCUUGAGGCUUGAAGAUCUAAAAACAAAAAGCAGAAAAAUCAUAAAAUCAAUCAGAAAAAGAGGAAAUCCACAAAAAUCAUCAUCAUCAGGAAGAGAGGAUUUGACAAAAAGAAGAAGAAAAAUCGAAUUGAUUUCGUUUUUUUUUUUCACGAAUAAGAAACGAGAUUUCUUCCAUUUUCUUCCAUGGAUUCCGAUCUCUGGUCAUCUCGUCUUGCUGCAGCAAAACGACACUAUUCUCUCCAGCACCAUCAAAAUCCCCAAUCAGAUCGGUUAAGCUUCGAGGAUUUCGAGGUGGAAGAAGAGGUCCGGCCCGAUUUCCCUUGCCCUUAUUGCUACGAAGAUCACGACAUGGCCUCUCUCUGCUCACAUCUUGAAGACGAGCAUUCAUUCGAAUCAAAAGUCGCUGUUUGCCCCAUUUGCUCUGUUAAGGUUGCACGGGACAUGCUGAGUCAUAUCACCCUGCAACAUGGUCACUUGUUCAAAUUGCAGAGGCGGCGGAGGUUACGCAGAGUCGCUAUUCCCAACAGUCAGUCACUUUCUCUACUAGGCAGGGACCUCCGUGAGGCCCACUUGCAGGUCCUCUUGGGAGGUGGCGGAUAUCGGUCAAGCAGCACUAACACAUCAAAUGCAGUCACUGAUUCGUUCCUUUCAUCUCUUGUGUUGAAUUUCCCUGCAUCUGAAGCAGAAGAAAUUUCGAAAUCUGCCGCUUCCAGUGCCGAGGAUACUUCCAUAAAGAAACCAACAUCAACACAGACUUGGAAAUCAAGUUUUGACUCUUCAUUGAGUAAUGAGGAGAGGGAAAAAAAGAUGAGACAAGCUACCGUGAGAGCCAAGUUCAUGCAGGAUCUUAUGCUCUCCACUCUGUUUGGCGACUAGCUGGAGUGGGCCCACGUGAGUCAGAUGGUAAAAGACCUUCUUCGUGAUUCCAAUUGCUGAUAAAAGGAGGUGAUGCCUGGAUUACUUUUAGUUGGGCAACACGGGCAGCCCACCUCACACCUUAUUUGGAUGUUUCUCUUGAGGCAGUCUCGUUGGGGCAUCCAUCCUGCUGUCUCUUAGAAAGGAGAUGUAUUUCCAAUGAAGUAGAUGGUCCAUGACUAUUCUGUGUUUGACUGUCUUAAUCGUAAUCUCGCUCUCAUAAAUUCACCUAUUCUAUACUUGGAUAUUUCCAUGCCUAAUUUGUUUACUAGUUUAAAAUGCAGUUAUUUUGAACUUAUAAGAUGGUCUGAUCUUGCAGCAUCCGGAUCAGUGCUGAUA
Molecule: messenger RNA, 1286 nt
Organism: Magnolia sinica
Lineage: Eukaryota; Viridiplantae; Streptophyta; Magnoliopsida; Magnoliales; Magnoliaceae
Product: protein DEHYDRATION-INDUCED 19-like
Exons: 5
Coding region: 216-908 (230 amino acids)
Source: RefSeq, a predicted model, not a curated record